This is a messenger RNA of Myxocyprinus asiaticus (Chinese sucker), 1000 nucleotides long. It is a transcript of the gene ap4s1, whose product is annotated as adaptor related protein complex 4 subunit sigma 1. The record is from RefSeq and is a predicted model, not a curated record. The transcript is spliced from 6 exons. Lineage: Eukaryota; Metazoa; Chordata; Actinopteri; Cypriniformes; Catostomidae. Gene Ontology annotation, cellular component: intracellular membrane-bounded organelle. Gene Ontology annotation, biological process: protein transport; vesicle-mediated transport. The coding region runs from base 507 to 941 and encodes 144 amino acids.
CCACAUCAAAAUCUCGUAAGCCAGGGUAUACCUGCAGAACUUUGAUCAUUUGAUUUGGCAACAGAGGACGAAUGAUUCAUUAAAAAACAUGAUGGAAACCCAAUGGAGCAAAACACAGAGCAAACUAACAACAGCAUCGACUAAAACAGCUUAGACUAUCUUCGGAUAGCACUCAAAGCUGAUGAAAGCACCGCGUCAUUUGCUGCUUAUGUAUUUAGACCAUCACUUUAGUGAAUUUUGCACUUUGUCACAUACAGUCCAAAAAUACUGUGCAUUACAGAUAAGGUGUGAAAGUGAGUGUGCUAGUAGGAUGGAUCGAUUAAAGAAGGGACCCGUCCGGACGCCAUAUUGACCAAAGCAAAAUGGCAGAACAAGAGAAUAGUUGACAAAGUCUGCUGGUUUUCACUGACAGAUGAUUUCUCAAGGCACGAUAACCUGCUACAACAACGCAUCAACGAUCAAAUCUGCUCCUAUGUUCAUGGUGGUGGCCACUCUUCUGAUUUACUAUGAUCAAGUUCCUGCUGAUGGUCAACAAACAGGGGCAGACUCGCCUGUCUAAGUAUUAUGAGACAGUGAACAUUCAGAAGAGGGCAGCUCUUGAAGCUGACGUGGUUAGGGGAUGUCUCUCUCGGAGGAAGGAAGAGUGUUCGUUUGUAGAGUAUAAGGACUACAAACUGGUGUAUCGACAAUAUGCAGCUCUUUUUAUUGUUGUUGGCAUAACCGAUAAUGAGAAUGAACUCUCAAUUUAUGAGCUUCUGCACAACUUUGUCGAAGUGUUAGACAAAUAUUUCAGUCGUGUGAGUGAACUGGAUAUCAUGUUCAAUUUGGAUAAAGUGCACAUUAUUUUAGAUGAAAUGAUCCUAAAUGGACACAUUGUGGAGACCAACAAGAACCGAAUACUGGCACCAUUACUGGCCCUGGACAAGAUGACUGAAAGCUGACAACAUGCAAUGAUAUUUCAUUAAUAUUCCAUUAAUAAAACUAAAAUGGUACCCGCUAA